Molecule: messenger RNA, 354 nt
Organism: Homarus americanus (American lobster)
Lineage: Eukaryota; Metazoa; Arthropoda; Malacostraca; Decapoda; Nephropidae
Product: protein ZBED8-like
Exons: 1
Coding region: 1-354 (117 amino acids)
Molecular function (GO): DNA binding
Source: RefSeq, a predicted model, not a curated record
AUGUCAAAGAAAAGGAAGUACAACGAAGCUUACUUAUCCUUUGGUUUUACUUUCAUCGCUGAAUGUGAUGGGACACAAAAGCCGCAGUGUUUCCUGUGUGGCAAGGUUCUUGCCAAUGGAAGCAUGAAGCCAACAAAGCUGAAGGAGCACCUCACGUCUGUUCAUCCUGAAAAUGCAUCGGACAGUGUUGAUCUAUUUCGUGCAAAAAAGGCUCGAUUUGAGAAAGCUGGAACUUUACCAAAACUUGGAUUUGCCCCAACACAGCACAAAAGCCUUGUCUUGAAGCAUCCUAUAAGGUUGCUUAUCACAUUGCCAAGCAAAAGAAGCCACAUACGAUUGGAGAGACCUUGGUAA